Messenger RNA from Otolemur garnettii (small-eared galago), 1555 nucleotides. RefSeq names its product LYR motif containing 1 (gene LYRM1). The coding region runs from base 267 to 692 and encodes 141 amino acids. The transcript has 4 exons. NCBI's taxonomy places the organism in Eukaryota, Metazoa, Chordata, Mammalia, Primates, Galagidae. Gene Ontology annotation, cellular component: mitochondrion. The record is from RefSeq and is a predicted model, not a curated record.
UUUGAGACUUUCGUGAGCCUUUCUUUAGUCUUGAGUGUAAAUGGGAGAUGGUCGGGGCCAUUCUGAGGGCGAGAGGCAUCUGGCAGAGGAAGGUCACCCAAACGAGGCAUCGUACAGGAACCGAGACGUUCUAGGACAGUGAGAGCCAACUUCCUAAUUCCAUCGAUCAACAAACUAUAAUAACACGGAGGCCCUGACCCGUAACGUUUUAUUCGAGUGCAGGAGAGUGUUAACAAAUAAAUAAAGAAGAUACCAGCAAGUGAGAAAUGCCCCAAAGACCGGAUGAAGUGAUAGAAGAUGGGGGGAGGGCCACUCUAAAUCCGAUGACAACGGCAACACGACAAGAAGUUCUUGGCCUCUACCGCAGCAUUUUCAGGCUUGCAAGGAGAUGGCAGGCGGCAUCAGGGCAGAUGGAAGACACCAUCAAAGAAAAACAGUAUAUACUAAAUGAAGCUAGAACACUGUUCCAGAAAAACAAAAAUCUCACAGACACAGACCUGAUUAAACAGUGUAUAGAUGAAUGCACAGCCAGGAUUGAAAUUGGACUACAUUACCAGAUUCCUUACCCUCGGCCAAUUCAUCUGCCUCCGAUGGGCCUUACCCCUCUACGAGGCCGGGGACUUCGAAGCCAAGAGAAACUGAGAAAACUUUCCAAACCAAUAUAUCUCAAAUCUCAUGAUGAAGUUUCCUAAUCCAGAAGAAAGUUUAUUUCUGGGAAUGAUGAGCCAGCUAGGUCUUGAAUGUAAACCAGAUGGCAAAACACUUCUUGAUUAGCGGCAAAAAUUCAAAUAUUUUGUUAAAAUUUCUAAAACUGAUUCUCACUCCAUGAUGUGUGCUCACACAUCCCUAGAGUUGGUCAGGGAUAUGUCAGUUUUCCUGAGUGGAUGGCAUUAACCCUAGGAGUCAUGAACCUUAUAUCCUCACUGAAGUUACCUUUGGACACAAGACAGCUGAAGGAUGGAAAGCUUUUCAUGGGAACCCUGUUUACCAUAUGUGCCAGCUGAUGCAAAAACCUCAGCCAGUCACUGAGGAUUUUGUGUUGCUGGAAUUUUUUGUAGUUAAAUUUUUUGCCGUAAAACUAUGUACCGUGCUCAGACUUUUUUUUUCAAGUUACAGAUUUACUUUAAGAUGGAGUGUUUUGUCUAUGCUUUUUUUUGUCUUUUGACCCUUCCAAUUUCCACAUAAAUUACCUUUAAAAAGUACAUUAUUGGUUUGAUCAUGGGUUUUUAUUGCAAUUUUAUGUGAGACUCAUUUCUGUCUUACUUAAAUGUGUAUGUUUAUCUUAUCUGAAAGCCUGUGAUUACUUAGGAUUCACUUACGAUCACGAAAGCUCACUUGAAGCUCAUACUGCAUUCAUUAUGAGUAUUUAACAUAAUCAAAAAGUACAAGGUCUAAGUUGGCUUUCAAAUUAUGUCUAAGCAGAAAUAGGCAAAUGCAGAUGAAAAUAUAAAGGAUUUAUACCUCUGCAUGUACAGAGUCAGGUGACAGUCCCAGGCCAAGUUGUUUGUACAUCAGUAUCAUCCACCCUAACCAUAAAGAAGACGGACAUCGCCAA